Molecule: messenger RNA, 2290 nt
Organism: Lindgomyces ingoldianus
Lineage: Eukaryota; Fungi; Ascomycota; Dothideomycetes; Pleosporales; Lindgomycetaceae
Exons: 1
Coding region: 128-2101 (657 amino acids)
Source: RefSeq, a predicted model, not a curated record
GCAGCGUCUUACAGCAGGGGAUGCCAGGCUGCGCCCUGAUUCCCGACGUUCCUUCCUCCUCGCUCAUCUCUCUCCGACCCUCUCGCUCGACAUUGAAUCACCUUCAACCGCCUCCCAUCCUUACAAGAUGGAAGAACCACCAGCCAGCUCCGUGUCGUCAAUCAAGUCUCGUAUUGCAGCCUUGAACUUGGAGGAAGUCCACGCCCCAGCUCCGGGCACACGCCCAGCCUAUCGCUACGAGCAAGCCGCGCCAAAGAAAAAGCCACCACCGCCUCCUCCCCCAUCGCAGAGACCUCCCCCCCAGCAGAGACAUCAAACCGUCAACAACCCUCCGAUUUUUAGCAAUGCUCCUACCUCAGUCCGACAACCAGGAAAUCAGCCUAUUGCUGCCAAACCAGAUACCCCAAAGAUCCAGCCCGCUCUUCCUCCACGACUACCUCCCCGCACCUCUUCAACCUCGUCUCAACAAGCACCGGUCUUACCUCCUCGAAAGUCCCCAGAAAACAGUAUCAAAAGGCGAGAUUCUACUGAGUCUGUAUCUACGAUAGCGUCAGGCCGAUCUACAUGGUCGGUCGGCUCCGCCAAGACAAACCUGAGUGGUGCAUCAGGCAAUGCAUCACUUCAUCAAGUUCGAGCACCGUUGUACGAUCCUUCCAAGCUCCCUCCUCUUCCGCCUAAGAAAGCGCCUGAUGAACCAACACCAAUUCGUGCCGCCUUAAAAUCAACCAAGUCCUCACCCAACGUCGUGCCAGACAGGAAAUUACCUCCGAUUUUACCCUCCAGGCCUCCUCUACCGGCAAGACAAGAUUCUACAUCCCAAGAACAUGCACAACCAAACAAGGCACAAAUUAUUCUACCCCCAAGACGCCCUGCGCUCUCGUUUGGACUGAAUAAAUCCACAGAAGGCCCUCCACCUACUUCCGCAAACAGACCUUUGGAACAUGGAACUCCAGCACCAGGACCGCCUCCACCUAUCCCGCUUGCGUCUCGCCCUAAUCUGGAUCAAAUCAUGGCAUCAAAGCCGAAGCCUUCUGCGACGACCUCAUGCCUCAAGUGCCGUGAUUUUUCCGGGCCGGACAACCACGCUGCGCAAUAUUCUCGUCAGAAUCUGCCAUCAUCCGAUGUUACUUGGCUAGCGACCCAACUUACCUCUCCAUUCCCUUCCCUCACCGAUAAAGCACGCGCCAUCUUCACGUGGCUACAUCACAACGUAGAAUACGAUACUCACUCUUACUUCGGUGGGACGAUCUCUGGGACUACUCCAGAACGGACGAUCACAACCGGUCUAGCAGUAUGUGAUGGCUAUGCUGGUCUUUUUGCCACUCUAGCGCUCAAGUCCGGUUUGGAGAGUGUAAAAAUAUCUGGCCAUGGAAAAGGCUAUGGACACCAUCCUCUCGAUCCAGGAGCAUCCAUUCCACAAUACAGCAUGAACCACGCAUGGAAUGCUGUCCGUAUCGACAACGGGGAGUGGAAACUGAUUGACGCAUGUUGGGGUGCUGGGAACGUCAAAGGUCCGUCUGACCCAUACGAGAAAUGCUUUAAGCCACAGUGGUUUACCAUGGACAACAACGAGUUUGGUUGCAGUCAUUUCCCACCAGACAAUUCGCAGCUCUUCCGCACUGAUGUCCGGGCGUUCACUUGGGAGGAUUACAUGCUUGAAGACGUAGGCGAGCGUCUUACUGUCUAUACUCCCGCGACGACAGACCAUGGCCUUGGGGAGCGGACCUUCCAGCCCGCUGCCAAGCAUAUCAAGUUAUACGACCCUCAAAGUGGGCCGACGAUUAGAUUCUCGUUCGCCAGUGUCUGCCCUCAUUGGGACAACGAGAAGCAUGGUAAAGGCAAGCCGUACGUUAUGGUACUCCACAUCGGCGGUAGGGAUGGCAGGAAGACGGAUUGGGUACCUUUCCAAACCGACGGAAAGGUGUUUUGGCUGGACGUAAACAGGACGGAUCUUGGUGCCCCCGGUCAAAAAGUGAGCGUCUUUGCCGUGACCUCGUUCAACGGGCGAGACGGGCGCGGUCUCAGUUAUCCGGAAUUUAAGUCCAAAAAGGGCAAAACGGCAAUGGGCUUCGGUGGCGUUGCUAUGUGGGAACUGGUUUGACAUAUGGGUAUACGGCCAUGCAUAGGGAUGGAUGGGAUACCCCCGGGAUCUAAUAGGCGGUUGUUAAAAUUAUUUUUCCAACUUUCACGGAACCGCCUACUGGCGCAAUAAUUGGAGUACAAAGUACUUUGAUCUAUCAACCUCUGUAUUAGAACAAUGGAGGCUGUCAGUAAAGCAGUAUUUCGUCAG